GCGACUGUAACUGUUUCAGUUGUUUGGGAGAAGGAGGAUCGAGAAGGAACGGCCAAAAUGUCGGAUUGGUGUGAAGAUGUUCGGAAAUGAAAUCGCCAUCUUCACGUGUGAAGAUCUCCACGACCAGAUCAACCAGAUUUCGCUGAGUUUAGCGGGACUGGCGGUCAAACUGCUCAAGGGUCACGAGGUGGAGUUGAACCACAGGACCGUGCCGAUGACGGAGGAGCUGCUCCUGCCUUCCCUGUCAGGUUUACCCGUGAAGCUGGGCAUCAACAUGACCUCCCUGAUUUCGCUGCGCUUGAAGGGAAACGUCAACUACAGGGACGUGUCUCAUUUCUCCCUAUCAGGACACAUCAAACCCAGCGCCUACGUGGGGCUGUCAGUCAGGAUGGGCGUGGACGGCGUCCCCGGACAGGCUGCUGUGGACUGGGUCUCUGAGCUGAAGAGCUCUACCAGUCUGGAUGGCAGUGUCCAACUGGAGGAGGGACGGGACGUCAGGAUCAUGCUGAACACACCUGAGGACGUUAUGGACAUAUUUUCUCUAAGCUCUAGAGUUUUUCAGCUGAGUGGAGACCACAGAGAGGAGAUAAAGGGGCCGAAGAGUCGACUGCAGAAGACCACCUGCACUUCCAAGACCUGGUCUAAGGUUGUCGGCUGGCAGCUGUGCUCCAACGCAUCCUAUCCAUCACCCUCAGCUGGAAUCCUACUCCCUACUGCUGGGCCCAUUCAUCUCUCCGUCAGACUGCUGAAGCUGGACAGAGGACUUCAUUAUUACCUUCUGGAGGCAGCCUACUCACUGCUGCCUCAGAGAGGUUUCUGGUUUCCCAGAGAGGCCUCCAUCCACCUCCUCCUGGCCACUCCUCAGUCCUCCAUCUCCAGAGACAUGUCCCUGGACUUGGCCUUUAACCCCAGCAGGUUUCUGCUGAGGAUCUCUAGUCCUCUGAAAACCAUCCACGUACAAGGACACCUUGAACAAGAAAGGAACACAAAGUCAGGAAACCUGGAGCUGGUGGUCGAUGGUGUCCACUUUUAUAUCCGGGGAUUGGUGGACACUAAGACCCUAUUGUCAGAGCAGAGGACACGCUACCAUCUCGAGGCCAAGACGGCUGUCGAUGGACUUCCCAUCAUCCUCUCUGCUAAUGUCACACGUGGACUGGGCCGCAAGAUGAGUCUGUCCGCCACUUUGAAGAACGUGUUCCGAGAAACUGCGUCUCUCUCGGUCUCCCUGGAGCGCAGGCGGGAUAGCAGCGGCAGACAGUACUCCGUGGAGGUGGAGCUGCUCUUACCUGAGGUCGUUGGCAGCAGGAUGCUUGGACUGAUGGAGCAGAAGGGCUCAGUGUGGAGCUCCGCACUGAGGCUCAAGUAUGGCCUCGGAGGUGACGCCCGACACCUGUACCAGGAGUGCUUUUCCUCUCAGAGACUGAAGAGUGAGAGGAACUUAAACCAAACCUAUAUAAUCAGAGCAGAUCAUGAAUUCUAUUGCUCCAACACACUUCCUCUCAACCACAAAGUUCACUUCAGACACGAGAAGAGCUCCAGUCACAUUAAUUCAGUGUUGCACCUGAGCUACGGCAAACACUGGGACGAGAUCAACAACAAACGCACCGUCUUUCUGAGCCAGUCCUUCAGAAACCAGUCCAUGCACAAUCACACAAACUACAUACUGGAGUUCAACUUUAAAGUACCACAGAAGAAUUUGAACUACAGGACCCAGCUCAUGCACACGCACCUGAGUCACGUUGGCUCUGAGAGCAGCACCCACUUAAAAAUCAACUACAACAACCUAAUGCCACUGGUGGCUGGAUUACAGUGGAAGAGUCCUCCCCAAGAUGCUGUGCAGAAGAAAUGGGAAGGCUCAUUCAACAUGGACACACCGUGGCUGUACCUUUACACUGCCCACAGUCUGAGUCAUCUCCAACGCCACACACUCCAGCUCACGUUAGAGAUGACAGCCAGCAAGUGGCUGAACGUCCGUAACCUCAUCCUGGAGGGCUUUUACAGGGACAGAGGCAGAGAGAGGGAGGCCCGUCUGCAGCUCUACACGCCAGCUGUCACUUACAUACAUGUAAGUAAAGAAUAGAUGUCUUCUUCUGGACAAUCUCAGCUUAAGGUUUUAGUAUUUAAAGCAGGAAAUUUAAGGAAAUGUAUUAUUAUCUCUUAAUAUUUUCCCAACAAUCCUCCACAGGCAGAAGGUUGGGGUGUGGUGGUGAAGCGGAAACUCAAGGCCUCCUGCUCACUGAACUCUUUGUGGAUCCCUCCCCUGAGAGGGGAUGUGUCUCUGGAGACCACUAAACUCAGUCAGUCCCUGCAGAUGUCCUCCUCCUUUGCCAAACACAACAUUAGCCUUGCAGCUCUGCUGAACAAUGUA
Molecule: messenger RNA, 2368 nt
Organism: Cynoglossus semilaevis (tongue sole)
Lineage: Eukaryota; Metazoa; Chordata; Actinopteri; Pleuronectiformes; Cynoglossidae
Exons: 12
Coding region: 77-2080 (667 amino acids)
Biological process (GO): lipid transport
Molecular function (GO): lipid carrier activity
Source: RefSeq, a predicted model, not a curated record